This is a messenger RNA of Aspergillus aculeatinus CBS 121060, 1023 nucleotides long. Its product is annotated as malate dehydrogenase. Gene Ontology annotation, molecular function: L-malate dehydrogenase (NAD+) activity. Gene Ontology annotation, cellular component: cytoplasm; mitochondrion. The record is from RefSeq and is a predicted model, not a curated record. Gene Ontology annotation, biological process: tricarboxylic acid cycle; malate metabolic process. The coding region runs from base 1 to 1023 and encodes 340 amino acids. The transcript has 6 exons. NCBI's taxonomy places the organism in Eukaryota, Fungi, Ascomycota, Eurotiomycetes, Eurotiales, Aspergillaceae.
AUGUUCGCUGCUCGUCAGUCCUUCAACCUUUUCCAGAAGCGUAGCUUCUCCGCUUCUUCCAGCCAGCUUUCCAAGGUUGCCGUCCUCGGUGCCGCUGGUGGUAUUGGCCAGCCUCUCUCCCUCCUCCUCAAGCUCAACCCCCGUGUCACUGAGCUUGCUCUCUACGAUAUCCGCGGUGGACCUGGUGUCGCCGCUGAUCUGAGCCACAUCAACACCAACAGCACGGUCACCGGCUACGAGCCCACUGCCUCUGGCCUCCGUGAUGCCCUGAAGGGCUCCGAGGUCGUCCUCAUCCCUGCCGGUGUUCCCCGCAAGCCCGGCAUGACCCGUGACGACCUGUUCAACACCAACGCCUCCAUCGUCCGCGACCUUGCCAAGGCUGCCGCCGAGGCUUCCCCCGAGGCCAACAUCCUCGUUAUCUCCAACCCCGUCAACUCCACCGUCCCCAUCGUUGCCGAGGUCUUCAAGUCCAAGGGUGUCUACAACCCCAAGCGUCUCUUCGGUGUCACCACCCUCGACGUGGUCCGUGCCUCCCGCUUCAUCUCCCAGGUCAAGAAGACCGACCCCGCUGGCGAGGCCGUCCCCGUUGUCGGUGGUCACUCCGGUGUGACCAUCGUCCCCCUCCUCUCCCAGUCCAACCACCCCGAGAUCGAGGGUACCACCCGCGAUGAGCUCGUCAACCGCAUCCAGUUCGGUGGUGACGAGGUCGUCAAGGCCAAGGACGGUGCCGGCUCCGCCACCCUCUCCAUGGCCAUGGCCGGUGCUCGCUUCGCCGAGUCCCUCCUCCGUGCCUCCCAGGGCGAGAAGGGCAUCGUUGAGCCCACCUUCGUCGACUCCCCUCUCUACAAGGACCAGGGAGUUGACUACUUCGCCUCCCUCGUCGAGCUCGGCCCCAACGGUGUUGAGAAGAUCAACCCCGUCGGCCCCGUCAACGAGUACGAGCAGAAGCUCGUCGAGACCGCCCUCGGUGACCUCAAGAAGAACAUCCAGAAGGGCCGUGACUUCGUUAAGGCUAACCCUUAA